Messenger RNA from Saccostrea echinata, 672 nucleotides. RefSeq lists its product as uncharacterized. The record is from RefSeq and is a predicted model, not a curated record. The transcript is spliced from 5 exons. Bases 1 to 672 code for a protein of 223 amino acids. NCBI's taxonomy places the organism in Eukaryota, Metazoa, Mollusca, Bivalvia, Ostreida, Ostreidae.
AUGAUUAAGAUUGACUGGAAAAACAACAACGGACCAAUUAUGCGUGACCGAUUUCAAAAGAUUUGUACUGAAACAACUGUAAGGACCGAAAAAACAACAACAACAACUCCAUUCACAAGUACACUGUCUGAAAAACACGAAACAACUGCAUUAAACGGAAAAACAACAACAACAAAAGAGACCACCCGUUUUGCUGUUUUGGUCGAGACCCCAUUUAUGACAACUAAAAAGCAUGGAACGUCUAUAGAGGAUUUGAAAGAGAAGUUCCUAAAAGCUAUGAAUUCUAGUGAUGGAGAAAAAGGCUCAUUAACAGACAUGGCCUUAGGAUUUUUGAUGUGGGCAAUAGCAGCAUCAGUUGCCACACUCAUCAUCCUUGUUAAAAAAUGGCUGACUAAAAAAUGCUGUAAUAUAGACGACGAGGAGAAUAAUGAUGACCACCACCAACAAACACCACCUAUUUCCAACCCAACAUUCUCGCCAGGACAACUGAGCCUUGUCCCUUUGAUGGUGAUGCACACACCACCAGCAUCUUCCAUCAGUAGUGCACCGUCCUCCACACCAGAGAUUGAAGACGAGGAGGAGGAGGAGGAGGAGGAGGAGAAGCCAGUAAGGCACAGAACUAGACGUUCCUGUGCUAAAAGACUUAACUUCUCCAAAACUAGCGUAGUGUAG